Messenger RNA from Peromyscus californicus insignis, 213 nucleotides. It is a transcript of the gene Smlr1, whose product is annotated as small leucine rich protein 1. NCBI's taxonomy places the organism in Eukaryota, Metazoa, Chordata, Mammalia, Rodentia, Cricetidae. The record is from RefSeq and is a predicted model, not a curated record. The coding region runs from base 7 to 213 and encodes 68 amino acids. The transcript is spliced from 2 exons.
GGGGCCAUGAGCUCUGUGCUGUCCACCUUCUUGCAGGAACUCCCAGGCCCGUUCUUAGUCCUGGGGAUCUUCCUGCCCGUGACUCUGCUGCUUCUCCUCCUGAUUGCCUACUUCAGGAUCAAAUUGAUGGCGGUUGAUGAAGAACUGUCUCAGAUUUCUGAUUGCCAAAACAAGUAUGGUUCUUCCCUAUAUAGGCGAAUGAGACGAAGGUGA